AUGGACAACGGGAAUAACCGACCGGCUCUCAACGGCCGAUCAAGCCUACCUACUUUUGUAGGCGGCAAGACACUCUCGGCCAAGAAGCAUCUCGAUAUCAGACGACAACCAUCCUUCGAGCGACAAUAUGACGACAACAUUCAGACCAACGGCGCUGCCCGCCGCCGCUCGGCUAUUCCGACCCCGAGUCCUGUCAUGUAUCCUUCCUCUACCAACAACCGCAACCCCUCACCAUCGUUCCGACGCUCGCAAAUCCCACGCCCCGGAUCUUCCGCGCAGCAAGAGAGACCCGACCAUGCCAACGUCAUGAGCAACGGGCAGUACAUGUCGCUGCACGAGGCCAUGCGUCGUAGCCCCUUGGACCACAGCGAAAGCGAGGAGUCGUCCGCCCGGGGCUCGCCUAGCCCGGCGCCCCGUGAACACCUCGACGGGAUCCGCUCGCGGGAGUUUAAAGGGCACUUCAGCAAGAUUCCCCUGAACCUUAACCGCAGGCCAAGCUCCAGGCAAUCUACUGGCAGCGGCCCCAUACGCGACGACGAAUCUCAGGUUUCGGGUGGGAGCAGUCCCGAUGGGCGACCUCCGUCCAGGCUACGCCAGCCCACGCAGUACAACACGGAUAGGGAUCGGAUAAGUCUCGGUGGUGGAGGCGGCUUGUUCUCCAAGGUCAGGGACGGCGAUGUUGCAAAGCCUGUGGGCGGGCUGAGUAGGGAUCUGUCGCGCAAGGCGAGCACCAACAGCCUGGAUGGCAAGAGGCUUGGAAGCUGGGGAGUCAAGGGCCAGCUGGAUCCGAACUUCAAGAGGAGGUUGAUGUCUCCAGACCCAAUAGACACUCCAGUCCACGAUGCGAAUGUACCCAUUCCAUCGAUAGAAACAGCACCAAUCAACCGUUCCCCUGAGAAGAGCUUUGCUUGGGGCGCGGAGGCGGAUUUUACGGCCGGCGACUUGCAAGUCUCCGACAGUCCUCCCGUCAAAGUCAUGCCAGACACACGACUCGGGCUCCAAAAUCUGAAGUCAUUCCAGCCAAUGGUUAGAAGCAAUACGAGGAUCGAUGAGAUCAGAAGACGCGAGAACGAGGCUAUGCUGGAGAAUUAUGGGCAUGACGAGCCGGAAUCUCCUCGAGAGGAUCAGGAGAUCAGGGCCAAGGAAGUGGAACCUGUCACUGCGAAACCUCUGAUCCACAGAACGAACCACAAGCUAGAGGAAAUACGCAUCAAAGAGAUGGUGUCGCUAUCAAAGAAGAGCUUGGCUAAGGAAAGGCUCGACGACAUCAGGAGGCGCAACUCGACCUCACGCUCACUUUCUCCCGAGGCGUAUGCCAAGUCGAACUUUGAAACCGACGAGGAGGUUCCAGAGCAGCCCAAGCACGCGGAGGUCAUACGAGACGAUGAAGGCGAGGCUAUUCCAGAUACGCCAGUCGUUGUAUAUCGAAGUGAUCGUCGUAAGAGCAUAGGUCGUGGCAAGGUUGCGGAUGUCGAUGCCCAGGAGAAGGAAAGGGACAUUCUUCAGCCAAAACCAACAUCACAUUACCGGAAAGACUCCCAUGACCUUCUUAAAAGGCUGGCUCGUGCAGCCAGCGCCAGCCCCUCACAGGAGAAACAAGCUGAGCCGCUGGAUGAUAUCAAACAGGGGGAGAACAAAGACAAGGAGCCCCACAGAAAUAUCGACAAUCAACAAGAAAACACGAUGUCUACUUCAGCUAAAAACCACAAAUCCUCUUCAAAUACCCGCAAGGAAACCGGUGAUCUGGCACGACACUCUGGAUCUGCAUUCGACGACGAUAAGGACUCUGCCGAAAUGGAACCGCCAAACAAGCUAGCAUCAGGUGCAUCUUCAAAACGGUCCAGCGCCACAUUUGACCCGACCGACCGCAUCGCCUCGGAGAAACAACUGUUCGAACCUAGAGAGGACGGCCAGUCUGAACCGGAACGAGGCGCAUCAGCCGCUUCCUCGGAGCUCGAUACUGUCAACGAUGUUGAGGACACGCCCCGGGCGAAGCGGCCAGACCCUCAAUCGAUGCCGACGCCCAAGCCACCCGGAGGGUACGUUGAGACGCCAGCCACUGUCAAAGUCAAGGAUUUCGGGGUCAAUGAUCGGUCUCAGGGGCCGGUUGUUGAAGGCGCCUCUGUGUUCAAGCGGCCGCGGUCGUUGAUAGAGAUCAAGGCCAGGAGCGAUGGUAACAACGCACCCAUCGGGUUCUCGAGCUCUGUCUCUACGGGCAGCAGCGCUAGCAGCCGCAGCAGACGGCGCUCCAAGUCGCUGCCCCGGGCGCUUUCGCCGCUGAAAAACCCGGUCAAGCUCCCCAGUGCGAGUGAAGAUCUCGAACAGAUCAAGAAGAAGUGGCGCACGGAUGACGAUACAAUAGAGAUAGACUUUGACACCAUCGAAGACUUGGAUGAGCUGAUGAAAGACCUGAGAGAUUCGAACGAAGAAGCAAUGGCGGAGAAGACAGAAGGGGAAGAAAAACAGGACAAGGAUAAACAUUUGGCUGUAACGCGGAAGGCCAAUGUCGAAGGCAAAGAAGACCUUGACAUUCUUGGCAGGGGUGUUCACAGGGCUCUGCGCGAGGUGCAAGACUCCAAAAAGGGCAUCGAGCGGCUCCUCAAGGCUGCCGAAGCCAACCCGGGAGACACGACCGCCCAACAAGCCAUUCUGGACCGACUGAAUGCCCUCGAGCAGUCGCAAAACAAGUCAGGCUCGUCACCGACAUCAGCGACAAAAUCGGGCAAGGGUGGCGACCCUGUCGUUCGAGGCGUCAAGGCUACAUCGCGAUACAUAGCAUCCUGGUUCUGGCGCGGCGGCAGCCCCUCGUGGCUCGGCAACCUUCUCAUCCUCGUCCUCGCCUGGGCAUGCCUGGAAACGGCGACAUGCAGCGCCUACUGCCGGCCCACGUCGUGCUCCCCAGGCCAGGACUGCUCGUGGACGCCCUCGGACCCGUUCCCGGGCUACGCGCUGCCCGUAAAGGUGGACCAGUGGGCGACGGGCGGCCGCGGUCGGGUCCUCUUUGAACGCCUCACGGAGGAGAUUGGCGACCUGGUUGACGACGCCAAGGACGUGGUCUUGGACCUGGCCUUUGGCGGCGGAUCCGGCGGCGGCGGCAUCCGCAAGAAGGACGAGCGCCUCAUGACGUGGGAGGAGCGACGGAGGUACCGCAGGAGGCUGGCGCGGCGCGGGCUCAUCAAGAAGUGGUCGCCGCCGCCCGAGUACGCGGACCGGUUCGAGGCCUGGGGCGCCGCGAGGAAGCAGCGCGAGUAUGCCGCCAACAUGCGGGAGAUGGGGUACGAUAGGGGCGACGGCCUGGGAGGGGAGAGCAUGGAUGAUGACGAGAGGGUGUUUUAA
Messenger RNA from Pyricularia pennisetigena, 3336 nucleotides. RefSeq lists its product as uncharacterized. NCBI's taxonomy places the organism in Eukaryota, Fungi, Ascomycota, Sordariomycetes, Magnaporthales, Pyriculariaceae. The record is from RefSeq and is a predicted model, not a curated record. The transcript has a single exon. The coding region runs from base 1 to 3336 and encodes 1111 amino acids.